Capronia epimyces CBS 606.96 is the source of this 342-nucleotide messenger RNA. RefSeq lists its product as uncharacterized. Gene Ontology annotation, molecular function: structural constituent of ribosome. Lineage: Eukaryota; Fungi; Ascomycota; Eurotiomycetes; Chaetothyriales; Herpotrichiellaceae. The coding region runs from base 1 to 342 and encodes 113 amino acids. The record is from RefSeq and is a predicted model, not a curated record. The transcript has 2 exons. Gene Ontology annotation, biological process: cytoplasmic translational elongation. Gene Ontology annotation, cellular component: ribosome; cytosolic large ribosomal subunit.
AUGAAGCACCUCGCCGCCUACCUCCUCCUCGGCCUUGCCGGCAACACCGACCCCUCUGACUCCGAUAUCAAGGGUGUCCUGUCUUCCGUCGGGAUUGACGCCGACGAGGAACGUCUCUCCAAGCUGAUCUCAGAGUUGAAGGGCAAGGAUAUCUCCGAACUCAUCGCUGAGGGUUCUACCAAACUCGCAUCUGUUCCCACUGGUGGUGCCGGUGGUGCCGCUGCUCCCGCUGCUGGCGGUGCGGCCGCUGGUGGUGCCGCUGCUGCUGCUGAAGAGGAGCCGGCCAAGGAAGAGGAGAAGGAAGAGUCCGACGAGGACAUGGGCUUCGGUCUUUUCGACUAA